This is a messenger RNA of Parathielavia appendiculata, 2690 nucleotides long. RefSeq lists its product as uncharacterized. The coding region runs from base 175 to 2643 and encodes 822 amino acids. NCBI's taxonomy places the organism in Eukaryota, Fungi, Ascomycota, Sordariomycetes, Sordariales, Chaetomiaceae. Gene Ontology annotation, molecular function: protein binding. The record is from RefSeq and is a predicted model, not a curated record. The transcript has a single exon.
GGGUAUGUGGAGCGCCCCAUCCAAAAAAAGAUGGCAGGACAGGGGCAAGGGACGGAAACACCGAGCCUAAUCUUGAGUUUUUGGAUAGAACAUCAUCACUUUGUCGCUUGUUGUACAUAGCAAGGCUUCCUCCCACGAUACUUAAUGUCACUACCUUAGAUUUCUUCUUCUACAAUGCCGCCAAGGAAAUUGGCUCUCGAUCUCGGGCGGUGCAGCAGCUAUAUUUGCAAGUCGUGCCUCGACAGUCUCCGACCUGCGACUGCACGCCCAUGGCUCGCACGGCCGUCUUCCAAUGCCGCUCGGAGAGCGCAGCCGUCACCGUCCAAUCCGCGAAAACUAGAGGCGGUGCCGGACCCUGCCGAGCUUCAAAGGAUGCUCGCCGAAGAGCUUGAACGCAGCCCCGAACCCACGUCGUCCCCGGGAGGCCUCGAUGUCAACUUCUUCAACCAAGAAGCCCCCGGGCGGCUGCGGCGGUUGCGCGACAACGAUGAGUUUGGCGAAGUCAGCGGGGGACUGGACGCAGAGAUUGAAACGGCCAUCAACGACCUGGAGAAGCAGAUGAUCAACACGGCCAAGAUGCUGCGGCGGAUGGAGAAGCAGGGCGGACAGGACAAGGCAGACGAGCUGCGGAAGCAGUUCAAGAAGACGUUGCGCCUGCAAUACAAGGGCAAGACGGGCCCCGAGGCUGAGGAGUAUGGGCUGCUGCGCAUCUCGGGCUUCAGUGGGCCGCGACAAAGGACUGUAGCCAACCUGAACACGUUCCUGGCUCGGGACAGCGUUGUCAAAGGCGGUAUCCCCAGGGCUAAAGACGUGGCCGAGUGCUGGAAGUAUUACUCGGCUGCAAGGAAAACCCUGUCGACGGCUUGGCAGAACGUCCCCCAGGAGGUCUGGAAUUUCCUUUGGAUGGUCCUGUCCUGGGAAGGGGAAGGCGUCGAGAACCCCAACCGCAUGCAACACAUCUACAUCCUCGCCAAGGACAUGCAGGCCGCCGGCGUGCCACUGCGGGAAUCGCAGCAGCUUCUCGCUAUUGAGGCCAUGUUCAUUGAGGGCUGGGAGGACGAGGCCAUUGAGGCUUGGAAGAAGGGUGUAGUCACGCUCGGGUCGAAGCCUGAAACCUUUACCGAUUACUGGGAGCUCGGUGUUCGCAUGUGCGCUCUGCAUGGAGACACGGAACGGGCUCAUAGAGCGGCCGAGACACUUCUCAGAUCCUCGCAGCCGCCCAAUGCGCGAAUCCUCCUUCCCGUUAUCCGGGCUCUGGCGGCCAAGAAGGCGACAGUCGACCAGGCUUGGGAAUCAUACCAGCACAUGCGAACCCUCCUUGGAGAGAGCAUCACGAUUGAGGACUAUGAUGAGGUCAUCGCCGUGUUCCUCACGUCCGACUCCGUUGAGUACGCCCUGCAGGCCUUUGUGGAUAUGAUGUUCUCCCGCACCAUCGACAUCCGCGGCAAGACGAGAUUGCCACUCACGGUGGGCAACCACUUCUUCAUUGGCAAAUGGCUGAAAAGGCUCAUCGGAGUGGGUGACUUGGGCGGCGCCUACAAGGUGGUGAUGUAUGUUCAAAGCAAGGGGAUAACGCCGUCACCCAUUCAACUCAACGGCCUUAUCGGGGCCUGGCUGAGGUCUGGAGCCGCCGAGAACAUGGAAAGGGCCGAGAAUCUGGCAUGGAGCAUGAUUCGCGCUCGCCUGGAUUACGUCAAACAACGACAUGAAACCGUCAAGUUUUACGACCCUUAUAGCCUCUCUGUGACCGAAGGCAGCGAUAGUGAGCCUAAGUUCAUCUGCCAGACGCGGGCGACUGCCGAAACAUUCUCGCUGCUUGCCGAGAACUACUGCUCCCGUAGGCUACACAGCCGGUUACAGAAGCUAUUUGAGGUACUCAGGCAAGCCGAGAUCGGCCCGACGAGUUUUCUCAUGAACCAGCUGAUCCGGUCAUACUCGCAAAACGGCGAGGCUGACGAGGCGGCCAACCUUUACCACACCAUGACCAAAGAGCAAAACAUUCGCCCCGAUGGGCACACGUUCCUCACCCUGUUCAAUAGCCUUUCCGUGAACCGGCUCUUCCAGCGGGAUCCUGACUUGUCGAGGAAGGACAUCAUCGCCGCCAGGCAGUUCUUCCGCGACAUGGUCGAGGCCGACUGGGCGUUUGACUCGCCCGAUAUUUUUGCCCAGCUGCCGCGAACCAUCCUCUUCAGCCUUCUCAAAGCCAAGGACUACAGGGGCACGAUUGUCGCCGCACGGGCCAUGAGGGAGCUCUUUGCCUUCCAUCCGCCCGAGGCGCUGCUGAUUGAGCUAGCUACCGGCGCGGGUUCUCUGCAGGUCAAGACCAAGCGGAAUAUGGAUCGACUGGUGAGUGGGAGGAGGACCAUUGAGAUGCUGAUGAAGAAGCACAGGAUGGAGCUCAUCAAGAGCGGGCACCCCGGGGUCAAGAUGACGGAGGAGGAGAAGGUCAACGAGCUCCACGAUGUGCUGGAAAAGCUUAUGCUGCUCAAGGCUGGUGCGCAGAGCGUGGGCAGGGACGAGGUUGAGCAGCUGCUGGAGGAGGUUGCGAGGGAGAUGGGCGUGUAUGAUGUUGUUGUCAAGAAGAAUAUCGGCCUGAUCGCGAAGCACAGGAAGCUUGGCAAGCAGAUGACGGGGCCUGUAUAGAUAUCAGAUCUUGUACAAUAGCUUGUAAUACUGGCCACUCAAGACCA